AUAUGGCAAAUAGUACCCUCCCUUUCUCGCAUCUCAUUAACUGAGUCCCGUCGUAGCUCUAGGUGAAGCUGCCUCUCUCUGCCAUACUGAAGCAGGUGUCCAACAUGGCGAACACUGGCAGCGGCUCUCUCGCGACUAUUCUCUUUUUAUUCAUGUUUCAAGCGGCUCUUCUUAAAGUGGUGAGUCAGAACCUGGUAACAGACAAUGUGUCGGUGGUGGAGGGCGAGAUGGCGAUCAUCAGCUGUCGGGUGAAGAACAAUGACGACUCCGUUAUCCAGUUGCUCAACCCCAACAGACAGACAAUUUACUUCAGAGACAUGAGACCACUGAAAGACGCUCGCUUUCAGCUGGUGAACUUCUCAGACAACGAGCUGCGGGUGUCGUUUUCAAAUGUCUCACUCUCAGACGAGGGUCGAUAUGUUUGCCAGCUCUACACAGACCCCCCGCAGGAAGCCUACGCUGACAUCACCGUGCUAGUUCCUCCUGGUAACCCCAUCAUCGAGGCGCGGGAUGAGGUCCUGAGCGAGGGCAACGAGACAGAGAUGACCUGCACUGCCAUGAGCAGUAAGCCUGCCGCUACCAUCAAAUGGAUGAAGGGAGAUAAAGAGCUUCCAGGCAAGCCCAGAGUUGAGCUGACCUACGACAAGAUGUACACAGUAACCAGCCGGCUGACAUUCAUUGUUAGUAAGGAGGACGAUGGUGUACCAGUGGCUUGCAUCGUAGAUCACCCUGCAGUCAAGGACUUCCAAGCACAGAAAUACCUGGAGGUCCAGUACAAACCAGAGGUAAAGAUCGUGGUAGAAUUUCCUCAGGGUCUGACCAGGGAAGGAGAGAACCUGGAACUGACGUGUCAGGCCAAAGGCAAACCCCAGCCACAGCGGGUGAACUGGGUGAAAGUAGAUGACGAUGUGCCAUCCCAUGCUGUCAUCACCGGCGGUGAUCUUUACAUCGAAAACCUAAACAAGUCCUACAACGGAACCUACCGCUGUGUGGCCUCCAACACAGUCGGGGAGUCUUUCGACGACUACAUCCUCUACGUCUAUGAUGCUCCCACCACUACCCCUAUACCCACCACAGCCACAACCACUACCACCACCAUCACCACCACCACCACCAUCUCCUUCCCUGAAGCCAAUCAAGACACUGCGCCCAGCACUGAACCUGCAGCUCAUGAUUCACGAGCUGGAGAAGGAGCACCCAGAACGGUGGACCAUGCAGUGAUUGGAGGAGUGGUGGCCGUGGUCGUCUUCGCCAUGCUUUGUCUACUCAUCGUCUUGGGGCGCUACUUUGCAAGACACAAAGGUACCUACUUCACACACGAAGCCAAAGGAGCAGACGAUGCAGCGGACGCAGAUACAGCCAUCAUCAACGCAGAGGGUGGCCACACCAACUCGGACGAAAAGAAAGAGUACUACAUCUAAUCAAAGCAGGACCCCUCACUCUAGUGUCCUCUUUGGGACACAGAGCUGUUUUUGGGGCUGGGGCAGAUGGAGAGGGGGGUUUGAUGGAGGGAUUUAAAUUUGGUUCAGUAUCAGAGUAGAGGGGUCGAGGAGUAGAAAAGAGAUGGGGUUUUAAAGACAGGCCUGGUUUUAAACCGUUGUUUAGUCUAGUCUGCAGAUGUAGAUGGAAUGUUUUGUGUGUAAAAAAAAAAAAAAAAUCAAAAAAGGACAAAAAUGGGAGGGUUUGGGUUAUCGGUAAACUGAGAAGGGGAUGGGGUUGGGGGUGGGAAGGGUGUGCCAGACGUUGCCAGAAAUCACUGUAGAGAGCUUCACCAUUCGACACCUUCCUCCCUAACUGCUGGUACGAAUUUUAUUUAGUUCAACCAUUUGCAGAAAAUUCUGUGCCUUGUUCUAUCCAUACUUUGGAUUUGUGUUGAUCCUCAUUUGCAUAACCUUGUUGCUCCCCUUUUUCCUGUUUCAUCUUUCCCACUCGUAAUCAUCAAUGUGCUGUUGGCUUUUGUAUGAGGGUAAAAUUACACAACCACUUUAUUCAUUUCGCUAAAUGUGUCUGCACACACGUGUCCUCUACUGCAUAACAAAACUCCUUCCAGUAUGCUGUGAUUUGUCUCAAGCCACUUCCCCUACUCUUUUUUUUCCCCUGAAGUUUUGACAGCUCCAAAAAUGCAUGGAAUGCUUUACAUAUCAUUGUACAAAGGACAUAAAUGAGAAACAGGUUUGAUGUACUGUAUAUGCUCUUUCUGGUCUCUCCUAAACACAACCACAUUCAAAACAUAUUCAAAAAAGAAGGCGGCAAAGGAUAAUAUAAAAUUAUUUUAUUGGGCCUAUUCCAUUUUUUUUUUUUUUUUUGUUCUUCAGAGCAGAUUUACUGCUGCCUCUUAAACAAUUACCUUUCUCAGUAAAGAGAAGUGGUACAUUAUUUGUCCUCACUGCGCUGCCAUUUCAUUAUUUUGAAUUCUUCCUCUGCUCAGUGCUAUUUUUCUUCUAUGAGUCUGAAUGGUUAGAUCUCUGUUUCCCCACCAGCUUUUAUUGAGUUGUGGUGAUGUGUUAAUGAUGAGAUUCAACUGAUUUCCAUCUGCUCUUACUCUAGAAUAUGUUUCUUACCAAUGGGAAAGUAAGAAAAUUAAAUUGUUUUUUGGCAGACUCUAAGUCAAGAUGUCUCGGUAAUAAAUGGCUGUUGAAAAAAUAUUUGGUAUUAACAUUGGCCAACCAGCAGCCAAAAGAUGCUGGUAACAUAACCGAAAAGAGAAACAGCCUUAACCAAACUCCAAACUGUAACAACCGUUCUCACCCCACAUCAAAUACGGCAGCUUGGUCAGUGGCCCUCAGCAUCUCAUACCCACAUACAAGGCACCCUUUAGCAUAUGUCUGAGACGCACCGGGCUUUCAACUGCUCGGCCGCGGCGCAGUGAGAUGACGUAGUAUAAAGAGGGAAAAAGUCUACAUAGGGAAGAUAAUAAUAAAAAAGCAACAAAGUCCACGUAGGGAGGAGGUCAGGGUGGAUGGAUGGGUUAAACAAACAGGACUUUCACCCAGGAGACCGCUGUUCGUGUCCCAUGUGAAACCAAAAGUUGGGAGUAACUGGGUAAUAAGUCAACGGUUGACUUAUUAACUUACGUAAGUGAAGUUACAUACAUAACAUACUAAUGUGAAGUACGUAAUUUACGUAACAGGCGUACUUAUUUUAAUCCAAACCAUUGUCUUUUCCCUCAAUCUAACCUACAUACUUUUGUUGCCUAAACCUAGUCUCGCAUUGCCAGACCUUCUUCCACUGCACUGCGAUAUAGACUAGCCUAAACCUAACCCCUGCAUGUUGAAAGAUGAUACCAAAGGGGUACCCAAAGCGUUAAAAUAGUAAUGCCAAGGGGUCCUGGCUAAGCAACUGUAUGUGUUGAGAUGGGAGUGAUAAUGUGUUGACUGAAACACGUUUAAAUGUAUUUACGGAAUACAUAAGCUGCACAAAACAUCCUCCCUACAGUGUGUUUAUCUCACAGACACACAAUACAAUGUAAAUCAAGCCAAUGAAAUCACAGCUGUAUUGUACACUAAUCCUUACUAAGAAAUAUUUUUUACAACCUACUAGAAUUACAAUGGAGUACCUUUGUGGAUUUCAUUGUGUCACACUCAUUGUGAGUUUUUUCAAAAUGUAAAACAAGCCAAUGUUGGGGUAAGUACAUGUCUUCAAACUGAAAUGUUUUGAGAGACAGGCCAGUCUUUCCGCUUACAUUACACCUUUUGAAUAUAUUUUGCUUUGGUGCAGCAGCUUGAGUGCGUAAACAAUUGAUAGCUUAUUGCAUGAGUGUAUGUGCUAAAACACAUUCUUUUUGUUUCUCUAUCUUGCUUUAUGUAUCACCUGCCAAAACUGUAUGAUGAUCUGUUUUGCUGUGCCAGCUGGGGAGUUCUGAGGAAUGCCAAAAGUUUGUAACUGAACGUAUGUUGUGCACCAUGAUGGUAAUCCAUACGUAACAAUAAUGCCCUGGCUUGAUGGUCUCUUCAUGGCAUUUUUUGUUAAAAUUAUGUUUUCACACAGCAAGCAGCUUGCUAAAUGAGUCCUUACUCUACUGUAUAUAACAGCUGUGGGUGGAUUUAGGUGGAGGUCUAGGUUGCAGUGUACACCUUCAAAGUGUUGAACAGGCUUUAUGUGCCAUGAUAUUACAUCAUUUUGAACAUUUUAUCAACGCAAAUGAUAAACUUAUCAUUAAACCCAACAGUGGCUGCAACCAUUCCUCAAGUAUUAUUUUUUUAAGGCACCUAUUCCUGCGGUAAAAAGCUAGAAUCAAUUGGACAAACAAAAACUAAAUCAAAUCAGUAGAGAAAACUUUUUAAAUGAGUUCCCUGAUGAUGGCAACUUAUCUUGUACAGUCAAAUCAGAAGUGAAAUUUUACAAAUUUUAUUGCAGCACAAAUUCAAAACUUGCAAUGUUAAUGAAAUACAAAAUUCAUUUUUAGAGAUUCAGGAAAUACAUCUUACAUCAAUAACAGUGAGUUUAAACAUUGCAUAUCAAACGUUGAUAGGUGUCAUUUAAUGUAUUGAUAUAGUUUGCAUGCAUAUCAAUAAGCAACUAGGCAUAAGUACCAUGUUACAGCUAAGUCGUAAGAAUUACUGUUUCAUUGUGAGUGUCCAAACUUAGUCAUCAUGAUUAUUUUUUAUAAUUGUAUUGUAACUCCGUUAAGUUCUACAGGUAUAGCUAUUUUCAAUACAAAUGUGCACCUUAAAAAACACCUGCUAAUGAAGAAAUACAUUUGCAAAUUUCACAACAUAUACACCUGUACAUGGCAUAAAAAAGCACACUGUAAAUACAGGUAAAGAAGUUCUGCAAGUCGUACAGAACGCAAUGGAAAUUUCUAAGGGGACACUAAAGACUGAUGAACUUGUCAGUGGAAAUUAGUCUUAAACGUUUAUUUUAGUUUUAACAUUUGGAAUAUUUAUUGCCGAUAUUAUUGGAGGUACUGCUAUACACCCACUAGUUUAAGCCUACUGAUUAGGUACUAGCAUGUUCAUCCAUUUCCUUGUUCCCCAGAAAUGACUUUUGUUUUGUAGUUCUGGCAGUGUUUCUGUAUUUUAUUGUGUUUUCUGUAUUUCUAGCUUGCCUUUAUGGUUUGUAUGUGUUGUUAGAUUUGUGAAUGUGCUUCUUAAUUUGCUUGUGUUUUUGUUGUUUGAUGCCCUUUUUCUUGCAAGAGUGGUAAAGAUAUUUUCUUCAUUUGCUUGCUUUUCUUAAGUUGCCCAAUGUUGAACUCUAUUCACCAUUGUACUUUUUGCUCUACCAGUAACCUCAGAUUUCACUUGAGACUUUUGGUUUUCCAUUAUACCAAACAGGUUUUAAUUGUAUCUAUAUGAUAUAUAUCAACAUCAAUCAUAUCUAAUGAUAAAACAUACUCACUGUUUAUUAAUAUGCCACUAGACGUCAUUGGGACUUAAUGUUGUUGCUUGCUGUGUGGACACUCAUAUCCAAGAUUCAAUACUUUAUUGCCAUGUUAACACAUUUGAUUGGAAUUUUUCAAUGUGCAGCUCAGAUUGCAACACAUUAACAGUGUGAUAGCUUUAAUAUAUCAUAAUCAUGCAUGAAAACAGCAUUCAGUCUCUCCAUAUUGAGAUUGGGGUUUUGGGGGUCAUCCAAAGGGAGAUGAGAAGGUUCUUGUGAAGUGCAUUACGCAAAUUUCCCUCUCCUGAGCAUAAAGCAUCUGUGCAUUUUAAAAGUCGUUUGGUAUUGUAUUGCUUUUAGAAGACAGCCAGAGGGCCGGGUGGGAGCUGCGGACAGAUUUUUAGCUUUUCCAUUGGUUAUGGCAGUUGUUGAUGGGGACUACUGGAGUGAUGUUGCAGACAAAGAUCAAAGAUGCUGUGUCACUCCAACUGUUAAUUUUUCUGUUAAAACUUGAGUUGAUUGAAAGUUCUGUACUCACAAAAGAAUCACCACUAAGUUAACACUGUAUGCUGAUGACACUGUUUUGUGUUUGUUAAGUGGAUGGGAGGGGGUGGGGAAGGGUUCAGACUAGGUUUGAUGUUUUACAGUCUGGUGUCUGAUAAAACUAUUAACUGACUUGUUAUUGUUGCUUUAUAAAUCCCAGUGCAGAUGCCACUUCAUCUGCAAGACUGAGAUUGUGUGAUUUGUUUUUUUUACAGUGAGCACUAUUUCGCUUCAGUGACAUGUGGCAGCUUCCAUUUAAAUCAGACUUCAAAAUAUGUCUUGCCAAUAAAGGAAUAUAACUGAAUAUUGUCUUCUCCCUUAAGGCUGAUGCAUUAAUAUUUUAUUUGUGCAUAUUAAAUAUGUUGUGUGUUGGAAUAGCAGAAGUGUUCUCCAAAAUGUUUUACCUACUGUACUAUAAUUUUGCUCUCCCAAAGUUCCCAUAUAAAAUGUACCAUGAGCAAAACAACAUAAAAACAACAUCCAAGUAGGUUUGACGAGGAUUGAAUUUGAAAUAAAUAGCAAAAUUAUAUUUUAGGUUACUGUAUGUAUCAUUUUAUUUUCUAUGAAAUGCCCAGUAAAGUAAAAAAUGGUCUUACAGUGUAACUGGUGUAGUUUUCUCCACAUUAAAUUCUUUUGAUAAAGUCAUGUCUCUAGUUCAUGCGUUGCUGACCGAUGUGACUGCAUCUCAGGUAGAAUGCAAAGUUUAGGCCCCACCAAUGACAUUAAAGCAAGUACAAUGCAUCCUCAUUGAAUCAGUUGCAACACAUUAUUUUGGAUCCAAGAGGCAAAAUUGGUGGCAUUUUGCAUAUGUGUUGUACAUGUUUUCUGUAUUUUUCUUAAUAUUUGGUGCACUGUAAAAUAUGUGUUUAGUAUUGCUUUGUGUUUACAUAGGUCAUAAAGAGUACACUGUUUAUUGGAAUGAAGCAGAAUCAGAAGCUUGUUGUGGCUGUACUACUACUGUCACUUUCAACGCACCACCGCCUUUGGAAGCACGUUUGAUUCCUGAAAGGUUUUGAUUGUGUCACCAGUCAUUGUUUUUUAGAUUCAUUCUUUUUGUCUCUCUGCUGUUAUUGGGAAAUGUUUAUGUGUAUUGAUGGAGAAAAGGAGUUCCACAUUCCCAUACACAUUUUGUAUUGGUUCAUAAAUAGACAUUUUUACAAAACAAUGAAGAGUUCUUGUCUUAAUAAAAAAAA
Messenger RNA from Sander lucioperca (pikeperch), 7055 nucleotides. RefSeq names its product cell adhesion molecule 1a (gene cadm1a). NCBI's taxonomy places the organism in Eukaryota, Metazoa, Chordata, Actinopteri, Perciformes, Percidae. Gene Ontology annotation, biological process: cell recognition; susceptibility to natural killer cell mediated cytotoxicity; detection of stimulus. Gene Ontology annotation, cellular component: neuron projection; synapse; plasma membrane. The transcript has 11 exons. Gene Ontology annotation, molecular function: signaling receptor binding. The record is from RefSeq and is a predicted model, not a curated record. The coding region runs from base 105 to 1421 and encodes 438 amino acids.